AUGUCUUCACCAUCUCCAUCAGCAUCAAGUAUUUUAGUCUCACAAAUGCUGACAUAUUCAUGUCGAUUCGCUGGUCCCGUUUUACUUUUCAUUGGUACGAUUGGUUGUUCAUUGAAUUUAACUGUGUUCUGUCAAAAAACUCUUCGACGAAGCCCAUGCGCAAACUAUUUUAUUGCAUAUAAUACUGCUAAUAUACUAUAUAUCUAUUGUGGAUUAUUAUUCUUAACAAUAAGUUUAGGAUAUCAGAUUGACCGAACUACAUCGAGUUUAGUCCUCUGUCGGUUACAUCUUUAUACCGCACUUUUAUUUCAUAGUUUAAGUCAAUUUUAUUUAAUUCUGGCUUCUGUUGAUCGAGUAUUAAUCACUUCACAUCAUGCUCUCACAAGACGUAGAAGUACUCAUUAUCUUGCUCGUAUUUCUAUUGUUAUUGGAACGAUAUUCUUGAUCAUAUUUCAUAGUCAUGCUUUGAUUUUUCCUAAUAUUAUACAAAUCAUUCCUCAUGUUUUUAUUUGUAAUUUUGAACAGAGUUGGGAAGGUGCCUUUAUCAAUUAUUAUACUAUCUUUAAAGAGACUCUAUUACUUUUAUUAAUGAUUAUCUUUGGAUUAAAAUCAAUUCAUAAUAUUCGAAAUAUUCAGCAUGCUAGAGUUGCUCCUGAAGAAUCAACUAGAGCAACUAUUGUGGACAGAAAUAUUCAUUCUACUUCUUCAAAAGAUCGACAAUUAGUUUUAAUCUUAAUUGGUGAUAUUACAAUGUAUGCUUUAUUUAGUUUCAUCUUUGCCAUAUAUCUCAUCUAUAUGCAAAUUACAACAAAUACUGUUAAAACUUUUGAUCGUACACAAAUUGAGAAUAAUCUAAGAAAUGUUUGUUUAUUUCUUCUAAAUAUUCCAUGUUGUAUCAGUUUUUAUCUAAAUUUUAUUAUAUCAAAAUCAUUUCGUAGUGAAGUUAAAAAAAUAUUUAUACGAAACUAA
Adineta steineri is the source of this 969-nucleotide messenger RNA. NCBI's taxonomy places the organism in Eukaryota, Metazoa, Rotifera, Eurotatoria, Adinetida, Adinetidae. The record is from the annotation of a GenBank genome assembly.